Molecule: messenger RNA, 1017 nt
Organism: Adelges cooleyi (spruce gall adelgid)
Lineage: Eukaryota; Metazoa; Arthropoda; Insecta; Hemiptera; Adelgidae
Exons: 6
Coding region: 1-1017 (338 amino acids)
Molecular function (GO): protein binding
Source: RefSeq, a predicted model, not a curated record
AUGAAUGCGGAAGACGGAGAAUACAAGUCGUUUGCCGAUGUGAUUACGGAAAUACGAUGUCUUUUGUUGAACUGUUACAAAUAUUUUGGCCCUAGACAUAAGACUACUUAUGCUGCUUUGAACGUUGAAAAAUUACGUCUAAAGAGUACAACAGAUGUUCAACAGGUUUUGGAUAUAUUUAAAACGGAGAAGACUUACGACUAUAAAUACUUAUACCCUAAAGACCAUUAUGAUUCAAAGUUAUUAAAAAGUGUCGCUCAUUGUCGUCCAGAACGAUUGAAGAUAUAUCAUAACGCUAUUGAGGAUAAGAUUGCCCUAACUGAGAAAAGUGUUAUGUUAUUAGAAGAACUAAAUAGAAGGAAAAAUGAAAUCGAUUUUGAUUGCCACAGUCAAUAUGUAACUUCAAUGUGGGAGUUGGCUGAAAUCGGAAACUUCGUAUCUGCUCUUGCUGGGACUUUUCAUAUCGGAGAUGUAUAUCAAGGCGAAAUCGAAGGGAUGUUUUUGAUACCUAAAGAGUCGACGUUAAUGAGUAAAAUAAUGACAUUAUUGUUGGGGCCGAUGAGCGGUAAGAGAUGUAUCAAUAAUUUAAUGUCAUACAAAGUUUGGACCGAGAAAUUGUCGAAAAAAAUAUCGAGUUGGUUUGAAGUUUACCACGAAAAGGACCAAGGCAAAGCUAAGGUUUUCAAAGAAUUCGGCAUCCAUCGAGAUUUUUGGACUGUCGUGGGCGACAAGAACCCAUUAAUCGAUAAAGAAUAUUUUGAAUUGCCAUACUUGGUUAAAGUCUGGUUACUUAAAGGACUGUGCGAUCAUGUACUGUUUAAAUAUAAAAGUAUGAAGGACAUUGUUGUAAAAUGUAAAGAAGAGAAAUGUACAGUAUGGAAAAGCAAUGAUGGUACCGAAGAGUAUUUUUACUUUAGUAUAAUGCCCGAUCUGCGACUGUACUAUCAUAAAACUUCCAAUGAUAAGAAGGUAACUAUGCGUUUUUACAGGAGAACUUAUGUAAAAAAAUGUAAAUGA